AUGCCUUUAAUGAAAAGGAGGAAAUCUAAUAACGAAAAUAUUAAAGAGAAAAAAGCAAUAGCCACGAGGUUAAUGGUGAUCAGUUUGAAGGUUGAUGACUACAUCUACAAGAAUAAGCCUAUAUCCUUACAAGAGGCUCAAGAAUACAUUAAAGAAAUAGCAACAUAUAAACUGAAAUGUGUCAAUGACGAGAGAUCUUUACAGGUUAUUGAAAAAUUGACCAUAUUUAUGAAAAGCAUUAUCAAUGAAAAUAAUAUGUGUCAUGAUUCUAAUGAGUACUUGAAUACAGAAUCUGAGGCCAUUAAAGAUGGUGUAACAGAAAAUACUGAUGAUAGUAAAAUCAUACCAAAUGAUACUGUAACAGAUAUAAAUAAAAAAGACUGGGCAGACGAGAUUAAUAUUGUUGAUUUAACUAUUUCUAAGAAUGAUGAGCAAAAUGAAUCUCAUACAGAGGUACAAAAUAUUACAAUGAAAGCAAUGUCAAAUAUGUCCUUACAUAAUUCAGUUAUCAAUCUUAAUGGUGAUACAAAUGAUCUUCAAUCACCUUCAAUAAUUAAUGGAAGAAACGGAUAUGAUUUUGAAUUGAAUAGUGAUAGCAGUAUUCUCAUACAAAAUGGUCAAAACAAAAACACACAUUUAACAAUCGCUGGAAAAUAUAUAAAGGACUUUGAAGCAGCCAAUAUUAUGGGUAAUAACAGUAAACAUAUAGACAACAAAAAUAUUCAAACGCCUUCUACAAUUAAUGAAGGAAACGGAUAUGGUAUAGGAUGGAAUUGUGAUAGCAGUAUUCUCAUACAAGAAGAACAAAAUAAAAACACACGUUUAACAUUUGCGCGAAACAAUAUAACGGACUUACAAAUACCUAAUAUUAUAAACAAUAUCAGUAACCAGGUAGACAGCAAUAUUCAAUCGCCUUCAUUAAUUAAUGAAAGAAACGGAUAUGGGAUAGGAUUGAAUUGUGAUAGUCCAAAUCUCAUACAAAAUGAUCAAUACACAUAUUCAACAAUCGCUGAAAACGAUAUAAGGGACUUCGAAGUAACCAAUGUUAUAGAAAAUAACAACAACCAGAUAGGCAACAACAGUAACCAGAAGAUUCAGAAACUUUUUGGUAUUGAUGAUAAAAAUAUUGAAAACAAACAAAACUCGAUCAUAAAAGAUGUUAAAACUUGUAAGUGUUUGAAAAACGAUAAUGAGAUAAAUGUAAUUACACCAAAAGUUAACGAUAAAAAAGAUAAAAUAGAAGCAACCGUGAAAAACUCAAAACUUAAACCAAAAGAAAAAACUGUUCGCACUAAAAAAGCAAUUAAAUCUAUAGAUACAGACAAAAAUCAAAAUAUAAAUAAAAUACGUAAGAAAAAAGGGGAAAUUACUAAGAAAAACAAUAAAAGAAAUACUAAAACGAAUGUAUUGAAUACAUUUGAUUCUAAUUCUAGUAAAAAUAAUAUCGUACCAGAAUUACAUAAAGAAAAAGAAAGAAAAGAAGAUUUAUCGUGGAUUGAAAACCUUAAAUACGUAAGAGAAAUAUCCAAAGAAGAAUACGAUUCGACACAAACUAUAGAAGAAACAUUUUGGAAUGACUUAUCAUUGCCCGUUGAUUUUAAUUGGAAUGAUUUUGACUAUACUGAUUAA
Molecule: messenger RNA, 1629 nt
Organism: Melitaea cinxia (Glanville fritillary)
Lineage: Eukaryota; Metazoa; Arthropoda; Insecta; Lepidoptera; Nymphalidae
Product: probable serine/threonine-protein kinase DDB_G0283337
Exons: 3
Coding region: 1-1629 (542 amino acids)
Source: RefSeq, a predicted model, not a curated record